Molecule: messenger RNA, 835 nt
Organism: Diabrotica virgifera virgifera (western corn rootworm)
Lineage: Eukaryota; Metazoa; Arthropoda; Insecta; Coleoptera; Chrysomelidae
Exons: 2
Coding region: 94-624 (176 amino acids)
Source: RefSeq, a predicted model, not a curated record
UUUCCUCGCAUUAACAAAUUCCCAGUUGAUUCAGUUAGCGACAUUGAAAAUGCUUUUAAGAAUAAAACAUUAGCAAUAAAUGCAUAUAUUUUUAUGGCUCAGCCAUUAGUAGAUGGAUCACCCGCAUUUUGUAUAUCAAUAUUUGGCAGUGAUAAUAGAUUUACCUCAGAAGAUGUUUAUAAACGAUGGCAAUAUCUCAUAAAGGAAGCAGGAAAACAUGGAAUUACAAUUUUGGGCUUUUCAAGCGAUGGUGACACUCGGUGCUUAAAAAGUAUGAAAAUUAUAUCGAAAUUGUCAUUUACUUCAUUGAACCCUUACUCUCCCUAUUUUCAGGCGAAUUACAAUUUAGAAAAUCCAGCAGUUUUUCAAGACACUAUACAUAUAUCAACGAAGCUUAAGACUCGUUUAUUAAAUGAAAAUAUUUCUAUGAAUAUGGGAGGAAAACGAGUAUCUAUUGACAAUAUCCGGUACAUAAUUGAAAACUAUCCUAGAGAUAAACACUUAUUAUGCAAGAGCUUCCUUGAAUGUAAGUAUACUAGAAUAAAUUUGCUACUUACUUUUCUAAUCAAGAAUCUUCCAGAAAAACGUAAAAAUAUAUCAAUUUGUCAGCUUUAUUCAAAUUAAAGUCCCAACUAGAUAUAUAUGUAUGUAUGUAUGUAGCUAUGGUAGGACUAUUAUGCAUUUGGCUGUAUUACAUAGAUAAUAAUUUUCGGUCCACAAAACAUUUUUGAGCUAUGCACUGACACUUUUCUUUUUAGCUUCCGACAAAAUGAACUUCAAUGCAAUAGACAAGUUAAGUUCUGAACAUGUCACAAAUAUGCUUAAGGAAGUUCCC